CGCGGCCAUGGAAACACUGGACGGGCUGGACUUGAGAUCACAACAAUAACCAACAACUGAUUUUCAUGCAGCCGCCAUCCAAUAUGAAUUUGGCAGAGAUUUAUGACAAUGCAAAAAAGGGUCGUGAGUAUGCUCUUCUGGGGAACUACGACUCCUCCAUGGUCUACUACCAGGGUGUCCUUCAGCAGAUCCACAAGCACUGUCAGUCCCUCAGAGACCCUGCCCUCAAAGUCAAAUGGCAGCAGGUGAGACAGGAGCUCACAGAGGAAUAUGAGCAGGUGAAAGGUAUUGUGGGAACCCUUGAAAGCUUCAAGUCUGACAGGCCAGUGGACUACCCGACUCCUCAACCGGAAGAGAGGUCCCAGGACCCGGCCGUGUGGCCCCCACCCAUUCCUGCCGAACAUAGGAACCCUACCUCAGUGAAGCGUCCUAACACUGGUAUGAAACAGCAAAGGAAGGAUUCUCCUGGUCUUCAGCACAGAGGAGCUGGGCCAGCCGGUCGCGGGCCAACCAACCUGAAAUCAGAGAAGUCCGGAUCCAGAGACGUCCGCGGUACCAAGGCCAGAGAUGACAAGGCAAAGAAAGGAGUUGGGGACGUGGUUGGGGACGGAGAGCUGAAGAAGUUUGACGGCUCGGGAUACGACAGUGACCUAGUGGACGCGCUGGAGCGAGACAUCGUGUCCCGCAACCCUAACAUACACUGGGACGACAUCGCUGACCUGGAAGAUGCCAAAAAGCUGUUAAGAGAGGCGGUGGUGCUGCCCAUGUGGAUGCCUGACUUCUUCAAGGGCAUCCGACGUCCCUGGAAGGGUGUGUUGAUGGUUGGUCCUCCGGGCACAGGGAAGACCAUGUUGGCCAAGGCUGUGGCCACCGAGUGCGGGACUACUUUCUUCAAUGUGUCCUCCUCCACGCUCACCUCCAAAUACAGAGGGGAGUCUGAAAAGCUGGUCCGUCUGCUGUUUGAGAUGGCACGUUUUUAUGCACCGACGACCAUCUUCAUAGAUGAGAUUGAUUCCAUCUGUAGUAGAAGAGGAACAUCAGAUGAACACGAAGCCAGCCGCAGGGUCAAGUCAGAACUCCUGGUUCAGAUGGAUGGCGUUGGCGGCGCCCUGGAGAACGACGACCCCUCCAAGAUGGUGAUGGUCUUGGCUGCCACCAACUUCCCCUGGGACAUCGAUGAGGCCCUUCGGCGGAGGCUGGAGAAAAGGAUCUACAUCUCCCUUCCUACAGCGGUGGGUCGUGUGGAGCUGUUAAAGAUCAGUCUGAGGGAAGUAGAGUUGGCUUCUGAUGUGGACCUGGCUCUCAUUGCUGAGAAGAUUGAAGGUUUCUCUGGAGCGGACAUCACCAACGUCUGCAGGGAUGCGUCGAUGAUGGCAAUGCGUCGUCGGAUCCAGGGCCUCAGCCCAGAGCAGAUCCGCGCUCUCUCCAAAGAGGAGCUGCAAAUGCCGGUGACCAUGGAGGACUUCACCCUCACACUCAAGAAGAUCUCCAAGUCGGUGUCUGCUGCCGACCUGGAGAAAUAUGAGGCCUGGAUGGCGGAGUUCGGGUCCGUGUAG
Messenger RNA from Lampris incognitus (smalleye Pacific opah), 1556 nucleotides. It is a transcript of the gene katnal1, whose product is annotated as katanin p60 subunit A-like 1. Gene Ontology annotation, biological process: microtubule severing. The record is from RefSeq and is a predicted model, not a curated record. The transcript has 11 exons. Gene Ontology annotation, cellular component: microtubule cytoskeleton. The coding region runs from base 66 to 1556 and encodes 496 amino acids. NCBI's taxonomy places the organism in Eukaryota, Metazoa, Chordata, Actinopteri, Lampriformes, Lampridae. Gene Ontology annotation, molecular function: ATP binding; microtubule binding; ATP hydrolysis activity.